CUGAGAUGAUUGUCAAAUACGUUACAGCAAGAAGUUCGUUAAUAAUCGUUCAUCUCUAGGAUUUCAGAUAUACAGCUGUUCUGCACAAAACAAAACAACUUUUUUUUAUAUAAUUUUAAACAAACUGAAAUGCCUCGCAAUCUAAAUGCAGAGCGGGAUAAUCCCUGCCUCAAGGAGCAAGAGCUGUCAUUCAAAUGUUUAAAUAAAAACAAUUUUGACCGGGACAAGUGCGAAGUUUAUUUUGCCAAUUAUAAUAAUUGCAAAGAGUUUUGGAAUAAAAUUCGAGCUGAUCGCCGGGCCAAGGGCAUCGCACCAUAUUUGCCGCCCAUUGAGGAGCGUGAAGCGAUCAAGGCGGAUUACAUGAAGGCGAAACCUCCACAGACCUCAUAACAAAAAUGUAAAAAAUAAAUAUUUAUGUGAUUAUA
This is a messenger RNA of Drosophila willistoni, 425 nucleotides long. RefSeq names its product coiled-coil-helix-coiled-coil-helix domain-containing protein 7. The transcript has 3 exons. Lineage: Eukaryota; Metazoa; Arthropoda; Insecta; Diptera; Drosophilidae. The coding region runs from base 130 to 390 and encodes 86 amino acids. The record is from RefSeq and is a predicted model, not a curated record.